GCAGGGGGCGCGGCGGGGCCUUUUCCGGCCGCCGGGGUCCAGAGCCGCUGGAUGUCCUCCGCCCGCCGCCUUGCCCCGACCCUGCCCGUGCUCGCCAGCAUGUCCUUCAUCCCGGUGGCCGAGAACUCUGACUUCCCCAUCCACAACCUGCCCUACGGCGUCUUCUCCACCAAAGGCAAUCCAAGACCGAGGAUUGGUGUGGCCAUUGGUGACCAGAUCCUGGACCUCAGUAUCAUUAAGCACCUUUUCACUGGACCUGUCCUCUCCAAACACCAGGAUGUCUUUGAUCAGCCAACUCUAAACAGCUUCAUGGGCCUGGGUCAGGCUGCCUGGAAGGAGGCAAGAGCAUUCUUGCAGAACCUGCUAUCUGCCAGCCAAGCCAGGCUCAGAGAUGACAUGGAGCUUCAGAAGUGUGCAUUCACCUCCCAGGCUUCUGCCACGAUGCACCUUCCAGCUACCAUAGGAGACUACACGGACUUCUAUUCCUCUCGGCAGCAUGCCACUAACAUCGGAAUCAUGUUCAGGGGCCAGGAGAAUGCGUUGAUGCCUAAUUGGCUGCACUUACCAGUGGGCUACCAUGGCCGUGCUUCCUCCGUUGUGGUGUCUGGAACCCCGAUCCGAAGGCCCAUGGGACAGAUGAGACCUGAUGACUCAAAGCCUCCUGUAUAUGGUGCCUGCAAACUCUUGGACAUGGAGUUGGAAAUGGCUUUCUUUGUAGGCCCGGGGAACAGAUUCGGAGAGCCCAUCCCCAUCUCCAAGGCCCAUGAGCACAUUUUUGGAAUGGUCCUUAUGAACGACUGGAGUGCUCGAGACAUUCAGAAGUGGGAAUAUGUCCCUCUUGGGCCGUUCCUCGGGAAGAGUUUUGGAACCACCAUCUCUCCAUGGGUGGUGACCAUGGAUGCCCUCAUGCCCUUUGCUGUGCCCAACCCAGAUCAGGACCCCAGGCCUCUUCCAUAUCUCUGCCAUGACCAGCCCUACACAUUUGACAUCAACCUCUCUGUUGCCCUGAAAGGAGAAGGAAUGAGCCAGGCGGCUACAAUAUGUAGGUCCAAUUUCAAGCACAUGUACUGGACAAUGCUACAGCAGCUCACCCACCACUCUGUCAAUGGCUGCAACCUGCGGCCGGGGGACCUGUUGGCUUCUGGAACCAUCAGUGGGCCGGAGCCAGAAAGCUUUGGCUCCAUGUUGGAGCUGUCUUGGAGGGGAACGAAGGCCAUCGAGCUGGGGAAUGGACAGACCAGGAAGUUCCUGCUGGACGGAGAUGAAGUCAUCAUAACAGGGCACUGCCAGGGGGAUGGCUACCGUAUUGGCUUUGGCCAGUGUGCUGGAAAAGUGCUGCCUGCGCUCUCGCCAGCGUGAAGUCCUCUCUGCUCUCCUGGGAGCAAGGGCUCGUGCACCCCUUUUGGGUGACUGGAGCCUCCUUCUGUGGCUGGGGUUCUUCAUUCAGUCAUAAAUAAAGCCAUGUGCUCUGUCUCCAUGCUCUGA
Messenger RNA from Cynocephalus volans (Philippine flying lemur), 1485 nucleotides. RefSeq names its product fumarylacetoacetate hydrolase (gene FAH). Gene Ontology annotation, biological process: L-tyrosine catabolic process; L-phenylalanine catabolic process; homogentisate catabolic process. NCBI's taxonomy places the organism in Eukaryota, Metazoa, Chordata, Mammalia, Dermoptera, Cynocephalidae. The transcript is spliced from 14 exons. The record is from RefSeq and is a predicted model, not a curated record. Bases 52 to 1359 code for a protein of 435 amino acids. Gene Ontology annotation, molecular function: fumarylacetoacetase activity.